Dreissena polymorpha is the source of this 1470-nucleotide messenger RNA. RefSeq lists its product as uncharacterized. NCBI's taxonomy places the organism in Eukaryota, Metazoa, Mollusca, Bivalvia, Myida, Dreissenidae. The record is from RefSeq and is a predicted model, not a curated record. The transcript has a single exon. Bases 1 to 1470 code for a protein of 489 amino acids.
AUGCAAAGCCUAGGAAAAUGGUACGAUGCCAGCCUUAACGACACAAGCAGCACAAACCGCACCAAGAACCAACUCCAAGAAGGUCUGAAGCAGAUAGACCAGACAUCACUUCCUGGGAAAUUCAAGACAUGGUUAUACCAACAUGGAUUGUUACCAAGACUCAUGUGGCCUCUAAUGCUGUAUGAGAUAGCAGUUUCUACUGUGGAAGGCUUUGAAAGAACCAUCAACCGAUACCUCCGUAGAUGGCUAGGGGUCCCACCAAGUUUCACCAGCAUCGGACUGUAUGGGAGGACCAACCAGCUCCAACUCCCAAUAUCAUCAGUUGUUGAGGAGUACAAAGUUGCUAAGGCCAGGAUGGUGGUGACACUGAAAGAAUCUUCUGAUGAUCUGAUCAGGAUGGCAGGCAUAGAGACUAGAACCGGAAGGAAGUGGUCGGCAAGCCAGGCGGUGUCCCAAGCUGAAAGUAUACUGAGACACAAAGACAUCGUCGGAACUACUACGGAGGGCAGACAAGGGCUUGGUAUGAUAAAACCACAGCGAUGGAGUAGGGCAGAUAAAAGGGAGAGGAGUCAGAUGGUGCAGAAGGAAAUCAGGGCGAGCGAAGAGGAGAGCAGAAGAGCCCGUUCAGUUGAAAUGGGUGGACAAUGUGCCUGGAAUAAAUGGACAACAACAGAGAGGAAGUUGACUUGGGCAGACAUCUGGCAGUAUGAGCCGCUAAGACUCAAAUUCCUGUUAAGGUCAGUUUACGACCUGCUGCCAUCCCCAACCAACCUCCACAGAUGGGGUCUAGUGGAAGACCCAAGUUGUAGUCUUUGUAACAAGCCAGGCACCAUGGAACACAUCCUGUCAUCAUGUCAGACUUCGCUGACACAGGGCCGCUACAAAUGGAGACAUGAUGCUGUCCUUAGGGAGCUAGCAGAUGUACUUGAGCGCGAGAGAAGGAAGAAAAGAACAGCAAAGAAAACAGCAUCUACAAAGAUCAACUUUGUCAAGGCAGGGGAAACAACCACAAAGCAAGCUCCUAGAAACACGUCGAUCUUAGAUGAAUCAGACCAAUGGGAGAUGAAAGUUGACUUAGGGAAGAAGCUGGUCUUUCCCGAGAUUGUCCAAACUACACUGAGGCCUGACAUAGUGAUAUGGUCCACCAAACACAAGAAGCUGGUGACCAUUGAACUCACCGUCCCAUGGGAAUCAAGGUGCGACAUGGCAUAUGAGCGGAAGAAAACCAAAUACACUGAUCUCUUAGACCAGUGCAGUUCCCGCGGUUGGAAAACAUGGCUGUUCCCGAUCGAAAUUGGCGCCAGAGGCUUUCCCGCACAAUCACUGUGGAGGAUGCUAAGUGCCCUAGGAAUCAGGGGAGGAGAGAGAAAGAGAGCUGUUGGGAGACUAGGUCAAGCAGCAGAGAGAGCGUCCAGUUGGCUAUGGAUUGAGAGGGAGGAGAAGAGCUGGCAGCUAACCACUGACCCGUAG